Messenger RNA from Megalobrama amblycephala (Wuchang bream), 2640 nucleotides. RefSeq lists its product as uncharacterized. NCBI's taxonomy places the organism in Eukaryota, Metazoa, Chordata, Actinopteri, Cypriniformes, Xenocyprididae. Gene Ontology annotation, molecular function: ATP hydrolysis activity; GTP binding. The transcript has 3 exons. The record is from RefSeq and is a predicted model, not a curated record. Bases 706 to 2274 code for a protein of 522 amino acids.
UCAACACACCCUAUGUUAUACUUGAGCAUCUUAACACUUAUCAGGAAGAGAUUGUUACUUGUUAUUAUACUGACUCGCUUCUUUUUUGACAAAAGCAAAAGAAUCAGAGAUCAAUGAAGAACGGAGAGAAAAACGUCCAACAAUGAUUUAUGAGUAGUUUAGUUCUGAGCAGACAGCAGAUCUUAUUUGAAACUAUCGUUCACAAGUAAAGUUUAGAUAGCUGGAGCUCAAACUGUCAAAAUGGCGUCAAUGCAUGUAUCUUCAGAAGAACUUUCUUGUCCUGUGUGCUGUGAAAUCUUUAAGUCUCCUGUUCUUCUGUCAUGUAGUCACAGUGUCUGUGAAGAGUGUCUUCAACAGUUCUGGAGAACCACCAAAACUCAGGAGUGUCCUGUCUGCAGAAGAUCCUCAAAACUCGAACCUCCAGUUAAUCUUGCACUAAAAAACUUGUGUGAGUCAUUCCUGAAGGAUAUCCGUUCAUGAGGGUCUGAGGAGAUCUGCAGUUUACACAAUGAAAAACUCAAACUCUUUUGUUUGGAGGACAAACAGCCUGUGUGUGUAGUGUGCAAAGAUUCACUGAAACACGCCAAUCACACAUUCAGACCCAUCAGUGAAGUUGAUCCAUCAUAUAAGGUCAGUUCUUCUCUACUCUGCCCCAGCAUCACCUCUAAGGACUCCCAUUUACAGUGUUGGUCAUCCCGCAAAAAUAUGAUCAGUUUAAAUAAAAUUGAUGAAAUACGCAAGAAAAGCAUCUUAAUUGAAAAUGGAAAUCCUGCUCGAUACCGUCUGCAAAAAAAUGCAGACAAUUUGGAUCAUCCUGAACCAUAUAGAAAAAUCACCUUUGGGAACAGAGACAAACAGAAACCCCAUAAAAUCAUUCUGAUGGUGGGAGAAACAGGAACGGGAAAAACAACCCUGAUCAAUGCGAUGAUCAACUACAUGUUGGGUGUUCAGAGAGAAGACAAGAUUUGGUUUGAGAUCACAGAUGAUCAGAGUGACCGAACAUCAGUCCACAGUCAGACCUCCAGCGUCACUGUUUAUGGGUUUUAUCCACAAGAGAGUCCAAUCGAUUUAACAAUCAUCGACACUCCAGGAUAUGGAGACACUCGUGGAAUCGAUCUUGAAAAAAAGAUCACCAAGAGUUUGCUUAGUUUAAGUAAAUCUGAUGAAGUGAUUCAUGAAAUACAUGCAGUGUGUCUGGUUAUUAAAGCAACACAGAAUCGACUCUCUGACAGACAAAUAUACAUAUUUGAUGCUGUUCAGUCUUUAUUCGGAAGAGAUAUUGCUGAAAACAUUGUCCUGCUCUUCACAUACUCAGAUGGAGCUCGACCUAAAAAUGCCCUGACGGCUGUUAAAGAGGCUAAAAUCAAGUGUGCAGUGAAUGACAAGAAUCAGCCAGUGUAUUUCCGGUUUAACAACUGUCAGUCAAAAACUGAUGAAGAUGAUGAUGAAGAUGAGGAAGACCGCGAACAGAGGCUGAAUCAAUCAUGGAAUCUCAGUUUUAAAGGAAUGAUGCAAUUAUUCAAGUUUCUUGACACAAUACAACCAAAAUCCCUAAAGAUGACCCGAGAUGUGUUGCAGAAACGGAAGCAGUUGGAGGCAAAUAUUUCCAAUCUAAAAGCACGUGUUCAAACGACAGAACUAAAGCAAAAUGAGCUGAAACAAACUCAAGAGGCUCUGGAGAAGAACAAGGAACAUGCAAACUUUAAAUAUGAAGUUGAAGUGCCCUAUAAAGAAUGGGUUGAUAUUGAUACUUCUGUAGCCAAAGCAGCGAUGUGCUGCACCGUCUGUCAGGAGAACUGUCAUUAUCCAGGAUGCUGGUGGACCAGUGAUCUUUCAUGGUGCAGUUCAAUGAGAAAUAAUCAUUGUACAGUGUGUACAAAUAAAUGCCACUUCAGCAAACACAUCAAAGCAGCGAAAAUAUAUGUAACAAAGACAAAGAAAGAGAAGAGAACAUAUGAAGAUUUACAGAAGAAAUAUGAUGGUAAGAUUGGAGACGGCAAGUGUGUGGUCAAGAUGCUGGAAGAGGAACUGCAAGAAUUAGAGAAAGAGAAAAUAAAGCUGGUGAAUGAAGCUUUUCACUGUGUGGAAACUCUGGAGCAGAUCGCACUCAAUGCUGAUUCUCUACUCACACUUCAGCACAUUGAUUUUCUGAUUGAGAAGCUGAAGGAAAUAAAUGAGUCUGAGAAAGCUGGAACACUGGAAAACAUCAAGAAGAGAGCAGGAGAAAGAAAGCAAGGACCCCUGGGAUACUUGGCAAGAUUUUUCAAAAAAUAAACACAAAUCAUGCCUUUGUUCAAAUUAUGCUGAAAACUGGAUCCUAAAAAUGUUUGUGCUUUGUUCAAAAGCAUGUCCUUCGUGUGAUGUUAAGCGAUAUUAUCAUCGAUCAUAAUUGCAAUAUUAUAUGAAUCUACAAAUGCCUGCAUUUCCCAUUUGUAAGUUGCUUUGAAUCAGCUAACUGCAUCUGUUCAAUUAACUAAGGUGAUAUUCGUUUAUACAGUAAGAUGCUAUUGAAAAUAUAGCAGUGAAACUGUAAAAGAAAUUGUUAUUCAUCAUAAAAUUAUGUGCAUGUAAUCAUUGUCAGACUGUUUUAACUGUAUUAUCAAGCACUGCCAUCUAGAGGCCAUAUGAGAAACUGUUGAG